AUGACUUUUCUCAAGCGGAUACACAUAUCCAGUCCGCUCUGCCUGGUACUUUACUCCAGUCUCUGCGCUGUCGUGAGCGCAUCCCGGUUAACGUACCUGGACAAUCCAGCAAAACCAGCAUACAAAUACGGCGAUAACCUCCCCAUCAGCUGUCUAAACAGGUCAAUUGACGAUGGCCAACACGUCACCGAUGUAGCCGGAAAACUCCAAUAUAUACCCUUCUCCGAAUGCAAUGAGACCGGCUCGCCGCUUGCAUUUCACUAUGGUGUCUCCGAAACAAUAACAUGCACCAUCGACUCGCUCUCCGAUUCCCUCUAUCACCUACUAGAAUACUACAUUCACUCCGACGUCCCUCUCGCAUGCCGCAUACCUACCGCUCCCCUAGCCGGAUCCAGCACCAAAUUCAGCUCUAGAAAAGACGAUAUCAAGGACAAGGACAAGCAGAAGAAGAAGGAGAAGAAGGAAAAGGAGAAGCAUAAGGAUAAAGAUGCAACGGAGAGCGAAGAUGGGCUUUCCUCCACCCCGUUUACGCCCAUGACUUUUGCGGUUCAAGGGACACUCCAAUAUAGCCAUUUACACAUGUGGACGGAUAUGAAUGUUCUCUUCCACCGGUCAUCAAGCAUACCGUCAAAGGACGCGAAGCCUUCCAAGCACCGCAUGGAUGGCCAAGUUGUAGCCGGAUCAGCAUACUCGUUCCCACUGGCAGUUAAACGGGAUAAGGAAGGGAAGCUUGACAGGACGAUAAGCGUGCCUCUUGACCCUUGGGCGGCUGGAAAAGGAAGCAAGAUCGUCCGCGGGGAGCCAGUGACGUUCACGUUCAAGGUUGGAUGGGUGGAUGAGAGUGAUGUUUCCUUUCUUUCGACGCAGCCGGGUGGGAGCUGGGGUACGUUUGGGGCGAUGAUAUGGCGUGCCAGCAUGUUUGUUAUGGCUGGUGUCGUUGGAGGUAUUCUUGCUAUAUGGUGGGACAGAUCAUUUGGAUCGAGACGAAAAGGAAGUCGGUGGGAUGGAGACGGGUUGUUGGGCAGCCUACCGGGCUCGACGAAAGGGUUCUUUGGAUCACGGCGUGCUGGUACAGCGUCAAGCAGCACAACGAGUAUAGGUGGUUACGGAGGAUACGGAUUGAGCAGUGCUGGCAGCCAUGGCUACAAUGGCUUCUCCAGCGGGAAAAGAGAUUGA
Nannizzia gypsea CBS 118893 is the source of this 1176-nucleotide messenger RNA. RefSeq lists its product as hypothetical. The transcript is spliced from 3 exons. NCBI's taxonomy places the organism in Eukaryota, Fungi, Ascomycota, Eurotiomycetes, Onygenales, Arthrodermataceae. Bases 1 to 1176 code for a protein of 391 amino acids. The record is from RefSeq and is a predicted model, not a curated record.